Molecule: messenger RNA, 1632 nt
Organism: Rhagoletis zephyria (snowberry fruit fly)
Lineage: Eukaryota; Metazoa; Arthropoda; Insecta; Diptera; Tephritidae
Source: RefSeq, a predicted model, not a curated record
AUGGCGCCAGCAGCAGCAGCAUNGGAAGAGACAGUGCCCGGGUCCACCAGUCAUUCACUUCAGACAGUGCCGUCCACCAGCAGUAAUAUCAAUAGCGCUAAUGGCGCCAGCAGCAGCAGCAUCAGCUCAACAGAGCAGCAGUCCAUAAAUAAUGCCAAUCAAGUGACAAACAAGACGACGACGAUGGCCAACGCUAGCAAUGGCAGUGUUGUCGCCGCCGCCGCCGCCGUCGCCAAUCGAGCUGCACCUAGUGCCAAUUUAAAUGCCAGUGGGGAUCGAGUUUCAGCGAGUGCGACGGCCAACAGUGAGGAGGCCAAGAUGAACAACACCGACUACGCGGGAACACCCUGGGAUGCACAGAUGGACGAUAGUGCUGCUGCUGCUGGUGCUGGUGCUCACCAAAGCAAAUGGUCACAACAACAGCAACAGCAGCAGGGGGCCUUCUCCUCAGCCGACACGAGCAAUCCCUUUGACGUGGCACUGAAUGGCAGUCCGGCCUUCUACGCCAGAAUGCUGAUGAUGCCCACAGCGAGUACAGCCACUGCAACUGCGGCAACAACAACGGCAACAACGGCAACAACAACGGCACCUCACUACUCGACACUUGCCUUGGAGCAGUGCAAGAGCGAGGCCGACUGUCGCAGUCGGCUGUACCUCAGCGUGAAGAUGCGCGCCUUUGACUCGAUCUGCCUGCAAGGCGCCACCGAUGCGGACAUCAUCGAGUUCACUACUCAGGCGGCGCUGAAUGACGGCCUGGAGAAGUUUGUCCACGUCUCCAUUCGACACUCCUCCAUCACCGACAAGGGACUGGAGGUCUUUCUCGCCUCCAUUGCCCGCUCGCUGCAGUCAUUUGAGCUCAUUGGAUGCAAUGAAAUCUCCGAUUCAGGCCUGUGGACGGGUCUAGUGCCAAACUUAAAAAGUCUUAGUAUUCAAGAUUGCAUCAAUGUUUCUGAUGAGACUAUUGCCGCCAUUUGUCAGUUGCUUACCUCUCUGAAGACGCUGCACAUUCAAGCUUACCACGUGACCGACUCUUCUAUGGCGUACUUUAGCACUUCAAUGCUUCGGGAGACCCUGCGCACACUGAUACUGAGUCACUGCUGGGAAAUCACCAACCAAGGAGUGGUCAAUCUGGCGCACAGUUUGCCUAACUUGACAUCACUUUCGCUGUCUGGCUGCUCAAAGGUUACCGAUGAGGCAAUUGAAAUAAUUGCCGAGCAACUUCGAGGCUUGAAACUGUUAGAUCUUUCCUGGUGUCCUCGAAUCAGCGAUGCCGCCCUUGAAUACAUUGCUUGUGAUUUAGCAGAGUCACUAGAAACGCUCGUCUUGGAUCGAUGUUUGCACAUCACCGACAUUGGCCUAGGCUACAUCGCCACAAUGGCCCACCUUGAGAGUCUUUCCGUUCGCUGGUGUCCGCAGGUGCGUGAUUUUGGACUGCAGGCGCUCAUAUCACUGCGAUCACUGCGAACACUGUCAAUUGCCGGCUGUUCACACGUCACCAUCACCGGGCUGUCUUUCCUCGUGCGAAUGCAGCAACUGGAGGAGCUAGAGCUGACUAACUGCGCCACAGCCACUAAAGACAUGGUCAAGUAUCUGGCGGAAAAUUUACCUAAGACAUGCAGCAUUAUCAGAUGA